AUGUUUGAAAAGAUUGUCUUGUGAUGUACAUGACCUCAACAGUUCUCCUUAGACUUCAAAAUGUUUUUUGAGAAGUCUAGAAAUCAAUGAAAUUAGUCAACAAAUUAUCUCUAAUGGUUGUUAUCUGACAGAACAUAAAAUUAAUGACUUUUGAAUCUCCGAUGACUAUCACCAGACGAAGAUAACUAGAUGAAAUUGGAGUGUGUCUUAGGGAGUUUCAUCCUCAAGUUCGUACAAUAAAAAAAAGUUCUUCAUCAUAUCUGAUACAUUCUCAAGAGGUGGCAACUCAUCUUUCAGUUGAUCGUCGUCUUUUUAACAAUAACUCAUUCGUUGAUCAACCAAAAAUGAUUUUCAUGAUACAUUCGCAUUCUUUUUAGCUCAAAUCAUUCAUCAGUUGGUAAUGAUGCUCCAUGAAUUGCAUUGACCAUAUUUUUGUGUAACAAGAAUGAAAUUAUUUUUGUGUACUUUACGAGAAAAAUAGCAAAAUACUAAAUAUUAUAUAAUACAUUCUCAACAACAGCACCAAAAUUUGAUGUGACAUAAUUUUUGAAUAAUAAAUCAUGCAAACUUAAAAUUAUAAAACUAGAAAAUAUUAUUUUUUAGAUUUUUAGAAAUAUUUCAGAACAAAUAAAUCAAUUACAAUUCUAUAAAAGCUUUCAAACAUAAUUAGAAAUUUCUUAAUCGAUCACAAGGAUGUAAGAUCAUAUAGGGUAAUAUUUCAAAAAAAUUCACGAAUAUUAAAACUUUUUAUAAUUUUUAAAAUAAAUAAUAAAUAUAAAAUAUAUUUAAAAAUUCUUUUUAAAAAAUUGGGUGUGAAGAUAUGAUGAUGUUUAUUCUUUGACGAACAUGAUUUAGAUGAAAAUAAAGUUUUACAUGAUGAUUCUUACGAAAGAAUUAUAGAUGAUUUAAUUGAUCAAAUUAAGAUAUGUAAACAAUAAAAGAAUCAUAAUUGAGUUAAGAAGGUUUUUGAAACUUGAAAUCACACAAAAUCUUACUAAAUUAAAUAAAAAUUAAGUUUAAUAUAGAAAAUAUAAAGUUUUGACUUUGCAGUAUUGAUUGUUGAAAUUUUAUAUGUUUAGGAGGAUCGUUGUACAAUGUCGAUGGUCUCAAAGGCUCUCUUUGUAUAUGUAAGACAUGAACGAUCUCUGAAUCUUCUUGUGGAGUCUAGAAAUCAAUGAAAUAGAUUGAUGAAUCAUCUUCAAUGAUUCUCACCUAGUAGUGCAAAAAAAUAAUGACUUUUGAAUUUGCAAUAGCUAUCACCUAAUAGAGAGAAGUUAGAUAGAGGUGUGACACAUCUAAUGAAGUUUCACUGAGGUCUACAUAGUAACAAGAGGUUUUUCACCACAUCUAAUACACUUUUAAGAGGUGACGACUCAUCCCUUAGUAGAUCGUCUUCUUCUAGAUGA
Messenger RNA from Spirodela intermedia, 1406 nucleotides. The record is from the annotation of a GenBank genome assembly. NCBI's taxonomy places the organism in Eukaryota, Viridiplantae, Streptophyta, Magnoliopsida, Alismatales, Araceae.